AUGACUCAUCAAAAUGCCACGAGUCAUCUGCGUUUGGAGCCCGACUGGCCCUCCAUCCUCUUAAUUUGCGAUGAAAUCAAUCAGAAAGAUGUCACUCCCAAGAAUGCCUUUGCUGCCAUUAAGAAGAAGAUGAACUCCCCGAAUCCCCACUCGUCCUGCUAUUCCCUUCUGGUCCUCGAGAGCAUCGUCAAGAACUGCGGAGCCCCCGUUCACGAGGAGGUCUUCACCAAGGAGAACUGCGAGAUGUUCAGCAGCUUCCUGGAGUCCACGCCCCACGAGAACGUCCGCCAGAAGAUGCUCGAACUGGUCCAGACAUGGGCCAAUGCCUUCCGCUCCUCGGACAAAUACCAGGCCAUCAAGGAUACCAUGACCAUCCUGAAGGCCAAGGGGCACACCUUCCCGGAGCUGCGAGAGGCGGACGCCAUGUUCACGGCGGACACGGCGCCCAACUGGGCGGAUGGCAGGGUGUGCCAUCGCUGUCGCGUGGAGUUCACCUUCACCAACCGGAAGCACCAUUGCCGCAACUGCGGCCAGGUCUUCUGUGGCCAGUGCACCGCCAAGCAGUGUCCGCUGCCCAAGUACGGAAUCGAGAAGGAGGUGCGCGUCUGCGACGGCUGCUUCGCUGCCCUCCAGCGUCCGACGAGCGGAGGAGGAGGCGGAAAGUCCGCUUCUCGACCGGCGGACAGCGAGUUGCCGGCGGAGUAUCUGAACAGCACAUUGGCCCAGCAAGUGCAGACACCAGCCCGCAAGACCGAGGCGGAACUCAAGGAGGAGGAGGAACUGCAGCUGGCCCUGGCGCUCAGUCAAUCGGAGGCGGAGCAACAGAAGCCCAAGCAGCAGGCUCAGCCAGCUGCAGCCUAUCGCAUGCAGCAGAGGUCGCCCAGCCCGGAGGCACCGCCUCCAGAGCCCAAGGAGUACCAUCAGCAGCAGCAGCCGGAGGAGGCGAACAAUCCGGAGCUGGCGAAGUACUUGAACCGCAGCUACUGGGAGCAGCGCAAGAUCAGCGAAUCCUCCUCGAUGGCAAGUCCCUCGGCGCCGAGUCCCAUGCCACCGACUCCGCAGCCCCAGCAAAUUAUGCCCUUGCAAACGAAAAGCGCCGAUGAGUUGCAGAUCGAUGAGUUUGCCGCCAAUAUGCGCACCCAGGUGGAGAUCUUUGUGAACCGCAUGAAGUCGAACUCGAGUCGUGGUCGCAGCAUCUCCAACGAUUCCUCGGUGCAGACGCUCUUCAUGACCUUGACUUCUCUACACUCGCAGCAGUUGUCGUACAUCAAGGAGAUGGACGACAAGCGCAUGUGGUACGAGCAGCUGCAGGACAAGCUCACCCAGAUCAAGGAUUCGCGGGCGGCGCUGGAUCAACUGCGACAGGAGCAUGUGGAAAAGCUGCGAAGGAUUGCCGAGGAGCAGGAGCGUCAGCGGCAGAUGCAAAUGGCCCAGAAACUGGACAUAAUGCGCAAGAAGAAGCAGGAGUAUCUGCAGUACCAGCGGCAAUUGGCCCUGCAGCGCAUCCAGGAGCAGGAGCGCGAGAUGCAGUUGCGUCAGGAGCAGCAGAAGGCGCAGUAUUUGAUGGGUCAGGCGGCGCCACCGUUUCCCUACAUGCCGCCGUCGGCGGUGCCGCAACAUGGAUCGCCGUCGCAUCAGCUGAACAAUGUGUACAAUCCUUAUGCGGCUGGCUAUUUGCCACAGGCUCCGGCACCGGCUCCCAAUGGACAUGGCCAGUUCCAGGCCAUUCCGCCGGGCAUGUACAAUCCGUCGAUGCAACAGCCGAUGCCUCCGAAUCUCCAGCAGCCCGGCGGCUUAAUGCAGCAGCCGGCGCCGCCUGGAAAUGCCCAGAUGAUGCCGCCCAUGCCCGAAAAUCAGUUCGCCAACAAUCCAGCAAUCCUACAGCAGCCACAGGCUCCGCAGGCACAACAGCUUUCCAAUCCGCAGAUGCCAUUUCAACAGCAGCCGCCUCAGCAAAUUCCUGGUCAACAGCCACAGCAAAUUCCCGGUCAGCAGCCACAGCAAAUUCCCGGUCAGCAGCCUCAGCAAAUUCACAUGAUGCUGCAGCAGCAACCUCCAGCUCCACAGGCUGCACCUCCAGUCACCGAAAUCACCAACAACCAAGUCCAGGCGGUGGCUGCUGCACCUGCUCCGCCGCAAAACGAACCGAAAGCCGAAGAGCCAGCCACAGCGGAGCUUAUUAGCUUCGAUUAAUCCCAAGAAAUGUUAUUCCAUUUGUAUUACCCUUCAGAGUUGGGGUCCAAACAGUUCUCGUGUAUGUAAAAUGUAUGUUUUGUUUGCGGUUAUUAGUUACUAUUUUAAAUGAUUUGUGAUGCGAGAAAAUAACCGGGUUAAAUUUUAAGUUUAGACCAAAUUUAUGGAGGUAAAAAGACAGAAAAAAACCCACACGAGAUAUGUUUGAAUCGAAGCCCGCUCUUUUAUCAAGUUUUAACCAACUAAUGUUAUUCCAAAAUAAAACUUAACUUUGUAUUUUGCGAAA
This is a messenger RNA of Drosophila takahashii, 2479 nucleotides long. The record is from RefSeq and is a predicted model, not a curated record. NCBI's taxonomy places the organism in Eukaryota, Metazoa, Arthropoda, Insecta, Diptera, Drosophilidae.